AUGCCCGUCCCUUUUGAGGCUCUUCUUCCCUAUGCCAUCAUGAUUGGUAUGUUCGGUAUCUCUGGUACUGGUCUUGCUGUCGUCAAGAACUGGCAGAACGAGGGCAAACGACCUCGUUACUCCGUGGAUCAAUGGGAUAGAGUAAGUUACGGGCAUUCGAUAGUAUCAUAUCGCCAGUACUAA
Molecule: messenger RNA, 183 nt
Organism: Fusarium musae
Lineage: Eukaryota; Fungi; Ascomycota; Sordariomycetes; Hypocreales; Nectriaceae
Exons: 2
Coding region: 1-183 (60 amino acids)
Source: RefSeq, a predicted model, not a curated record